Messenger RNA from Penicillium atrosanguineum, 2017 nucleotides. RefSeq names its product MICOS complex subunit MIC60. The transcript has 4 exons. Gene Ontology annotation, cellular component: MICOS complex. The record is from RefSeq and is a predicted model, not a curated record. Lineage: Eukaryota; Fungi; Ascomycota; Eurotiomycetes; Eurotiales; Aspergillaceae. Gene Ontology annotation, biological process: cristae formation. Bases 1 to 1899 code for a protein of 632 amino acids.
AUGCUGCGCUCCUCAAUUGCUCCGGGUCGGCAGCUGCUGUCGACCCCCGUUCGCCAACGGAUCCCUUCGCAAUGGCUGUCCAAGGCCGGCGCUAGCAGCCGGCUCUCGGGUCAGCGAUUCUUCGCCGACUCUAAGCCUCCUACCCCUGGUGGGCCCACGCCCGUUACUCCUUCCUCCGAAUCGAGCGUCCCACCUGAGACUCUCUCCAAGCUCGCCGAACAAGAAUACAAGACCCCCCCAUCUGCUCCCGCGGCUGCGCCUCGCAAGACUGGCCGUUUCCGCCGAUUCCUCUUGUACCUGAUUCUUACCUCCGGUUUCGCCUAUGGUGGUAGCAUCUUCCUGGCACUCAAGUCCGAUAACUUCCACGACUUCUUCACCGAGUAUAUUCCCUACGGCGAGGAAUGUGUUCUUUACUUCGAGGAGCGUGACUUCUACCGCCGCUUCCCCAACGCCUCGCGCCACCAAAACCGCAUCCCUGCUGCGCCUCGGGAUGAGGGCAAGUCCGUCACAAUCCCUAGCAAGAGCGGUCUGUCUUGGAAGGUCUCUGAUGAGGAGUCUGGAAGUGAUGUCUCCAAGAGCGGUCCUCACAUGAGCUCCCAGGCUCACGAGGGCCAGACCAAGACCGAAAGUGCCUCUGCCCAAGAACUCAAUGCAGCUGUCCUCAAGGCCAAGGAGGAUAAGGCCACCAAGUCAACGGGUCAGAAGGAGGCCAAGCCUACCCCGAAGAAGGAGGAGAAGCCCGUCUCUCUCGACGAGCCCCGUCAGCCCGCUGUUGCUGUUAGCAAUAUCGAGCUGCUGAAGGCGCAGGAGGGUGAUGAGACCGUGGUGCAGGAGCUGGUCAAGACAUUCAACGCCAUCGUCUCCGUUAUCAGUGCCGAUGAGAAUGCCGGCAAGUACUCUUCGCCGGUCGCAAAGGCCAAGGAGGAGCUGCAAAAGAUUGGCGAGAAGAUCUCCGCCAUUCGUACCGAGGCUGCCAAGGCCGCCCAGGAGGAGAUCACCAAGGCUCACAACACUUUUGACGAGUCGGCUCGGGAAUUGAUUCGACGUUUCGAGGAGAUGCGCAAUGCCGAGGUUGCCCAGUUCCGCGAGGAGUUCGAGGCUGAGCGUGAGAAGCUUGCUCUGGCUUACCAAGAUAAGAUUAAGACCGAGCUCCUCCGUGCCCAGGAGCUCGCCGAACAGCGCCUGAAGAACGAGCUUGUCGAGCAGGCCAUCGAGCUCAACCGUAAAUACGUCCACGAGGUCAAGGAUUUGGUCGAGCGUGAGCGUGAGGGUCGUCUUAGCAAGCUAGACGAGCUCACUGCCAACAUUACUGAGCUUGAGCAGCUGACUACCGGCUGGAGCAGCGUCAUUGACACCAACCUGAAGACUCAGCAGCUCCAGGUUGCCGUCGAUGCUGUUCGCUCUUCUCUCGAGCGCGCUGAGGUCCCCCGUCCCUUUGUCCGUGAACUUGUUGCUGUUAAGGAGCUGGCUGCCGACGAUCCCGUUGUUGAUGCCGCUAUUGCCUCCAUCAACCCCACUGCUUACCAGCGCGGUAUUCCAUCCCCAGCCAUGAUCAUGGAGCGUUUCCGUCGUGUCGCCAGCGAGGUUCGCAAGGCUAGCUUGCUGCCCGAGGAUGCCGGUAUUGCUAGCCACGCUGCUAGCCUGGUCCUGAGCAAGGUCAUGUUCAAAAAAGAUGGCCUUGCGGACGGUAAUGACGUUGAGAGCAUUCUCCUCCGCACUGAGAACUUGCUAGAAGAGGGCAACGUCGACGCUGCUGCCCGUGAGAUGAACGGUCUCCAGGGCUGGGCCAAGAUCCUGAGCAAGGAUUGGAUGGCAGAUGUGCGCAGGGUUCUCGAAGUCAAGCAGGCUCUCGAAGUUAUUGAGACUGAGGCCCGCCUCCAGUGCUUGCGGGUGGAGUAAGCAUAUACUGAGCGAUGCUGAAUUCAUUUAAUCCUGUAUAUCUUCGUCUUGUCUACAGGAAGUGUACCUCUAGUUGUACUUUUGCGUUAGACCCAAAUGCUAGAACAUUUCCUAUGUG